UUCGAGGCUCUGCUGGACACGGCGGUGGAUGUGGACUCUCUGGAGCUGAACUCCAGAAAUGGAUUAAGGAGGUGGUGAUUCGAUCUGGGAUGAAGUUCAGAUGCGCCAAACUGGGGAAGAGCAGGGAAGAUCAGAGAAAGACCCAACAGAGGGCCUAACGCGAAUACCAAUACGGCCGGCAAACGUUGCAAUUAACGGAGCCAAGAUGUCAGGAACACCGGAGAGGCAGACUUUGGGCCUCCUGCUCCAGGAAAAGAGAGGCAGAUGUGAUGUGGUGGGUCCCCCGGCUGCAGGGGCUUUUCAGGAGCGCCCUUCCAAACCAACCACCUUCCGCAAGUUCUACGAGCGCGGGGAGUUCCCGAUGGCACUGAAGCAUGACACCAAAGGCAACCGCAUUGCAUGGAAGGUGGAGAUUGAGAAGCUGGACUACCACCACUACCUGCCUCUGUUCUUCGAUGGCCUAUGUGAGACGGUUCAUCCGUACGAGUUCUUCGCUCGCCAGGGAGUCCAUGACAUGCUGGAGCACGGAGGCCCCAAGAUCCAGUCCGUCAUUCCCCAGCUCAUCAUCCCCAUCAAGAAUGCUCUGAACACGAGGAACCGCCAGGUGAUCUGCACCACCCUGAAGGUCCUGCAGCAUCUGGUGAUGUCUGGAGACAUGGUGGGAGAGGUUCUGGUGCCCUACUACAGACAGAUCCUCCCCAUUCUCAACAUCUUCAAGAACAUGAACAUCAACUCUGGAGAUGGCAUCGACUACAGCCAGCAGAAGAGAGAGAACAUCGGGGAUCUGAUCCAGGAGACUCUGGAGGUGUUUGAGCGCUACGGAGGAGAGGAUGCUUUCAUAAACAUCAAAUACAUGGUUCCAACCUACGAGUCCUGCAUGAUCAGCUGAGGAGGGGGGUGGGGGGUCCUCCUGACAGUGCACAGACUCUUGACUUUACCCGUUUGUCAGUCCUUCUUUAUCUGCCCCCCAACUCUAUGAUUAAACUCGUAUCUUAUCCCUUUCUUUAUCAUAGCCCUCCCGCAAUCUUAACGUCUCUCCAUCCAUUGUCUUUUUGUUUCCGAACCGAUCUCUCACAGGUCCUUUCUGAAUGUGCAUAUUUAUCACAAUCACUUAUUAAUACAAAUAAAAGCCUGAAAGAACAAAUUUGCCUUGUAAUGAAAUACACCAGUAUGUUUAAUAUAUUAUCCAUGCAUUGUUCAUUUUUUCAUUGCUUUCGUGAUUUAUUUAGCUCGCUGAUGAGGAAUCCU
Cottoperca gobio is the source of this 1248-nucleotide messenger RNA. It is a transcript of the gene pacrg, whose product is annotated as PARK2 co-regulated. The transcript has 6 exons. NCBI's taxonomy places the organism in Eukaryota, Metazoa, Chordata, Actinopteri, Perciformes, Bovichtidae. Gene Ontology annotation, molecular function: Hsp90 protein binding; Hsp70 protein binding. The coding region runs from base 101 to 889 and encodes 262 amino acids. Gene Ontology annotation, cellular component: cytosol; neuron projection; vesicle. The record is from RefSeq and is a predicted model, not a curated record.